Messenger RNA from Lycium ferocissimum, 3011 nucleotides. RefSeq lists its product as uncharacterized. The coding region runs from base 203 to 2566 and encodes 787 amino acids. The record is from RefSeq and is a predicted model, not a curated record. NCBI's taxonomy places the organism in Eukaryota, Viridiplantae, Streptophyta, Magnoliopsida, Solanales, Solanaceae. The transcript is spliced from 7 exons. Gene Ontology annotation, molecular function: phosphoprotein phosphatase activity.
CUGCUUUGCCGGUAUCACAAUUGGACGUUGCCCAAGAUUUUGUGCUUACGGAAUUACAAUCAUCCGUGAUGAAGGGUCAGCCACGUUGACUUUGAGACAGUACACACUGUUAGGCGGACUCACUAUCGGCUCCAUCAGCAUCUCAGGAGCUGGGCACUCCACCCCUUUCAGAGGUGCUCUCCUUAAAGUUCUGCAUAUCUAAAUGGACGCACUUUCAACUGAAGAUUCUAUUACUAAGAGUGCAAAAUUGAUAUCAAAGAGGAAGAGAAAAACAGCGAGGAAGAGGGCUAACAAAAAGGAAAGACAGCAAAGUUUGGAUCAAAUGCUUAAAAAUCUGGAGGCUCCUAAAAAUGAAGAAAGUUCCAUCGAAGACGUGGCUAAUUUAGAGAAUUCUGAUGCACAAAUGCUUCCUCUAGGACAUCUAGAAAUACAAAGAGAAUCGACGACAACUCUUUUGGAAAAGAGUCCUGUUAAGAAAAAGAAAAGAAGUAUGAUGAAGGCGUUGAACAAAAAGGUUGACCCUUGUAGCAUGGAUCAGAACAGUGUUCCCUCAAAUCCAAGCGUGUUGGAUAGCAAGCAUGGAGAAGUAGAAAAUGGUCUACUCAAUCCUAAUAUUACCAUUGAAGAUGUGGCUAGUUUAGUGGAUUCUGAUGCACAAUUGCUUCCUCGAGGACAUCUAGAAAUACAAACAGAAUUGACCACAACUCUUUUGGAAAAGAGUCCAGGUAAGAAAAAGAGAUUGAAGAAACGAAUGAAGGCAUUGAAAAAAAAGGUUGACCCAGGUAGCACGGGUCUGAACAAUGUUCCCUCAAAUCCAAGCCUGCUGGAUAACAAGCAUGGAGAUGUAGAAAAUGGUCUACUCAAUCCUAAUAUUUCCAUUGAAGAUGUGGCUAAUUUAGAGAAUUCUGAUGCACAAUUGCUUCCUCGAGGACAUCUAGAAAUACAAACAGAACUGACCACAACUCUUUUGGAAAAGAGUCCAGGCAAGAAAAAGAGAUUGAAGAAACGAAUGAAGGCAUUGAAAAAAAAAGUUGACCCAUGUAGCACGGGUCUGAACAAUGUUCCCUCAAAGCCAAUCGUGCUGGAUAACAAGCAUGGAGAAGUAGAAAAUGGUCUACUCAAUCCUAAUAUUUUCAUUGAAGAUGUGGCUAAUUUAGAGAAUUCUGAUGCACAAUUGUUUCCUCGAGGACAUCUAGAAGUACAAACAGAAGUGACCACAACUCUUUUGGAAAAGAGUCCAGGUAAGAAAAAGAGAUUGAAGAAACAAAUGAAGGCAUUGAAAAAAAAGGUUGACCCAUGUAGCACGGGUCUGAACAAUGUUCCCUCAAAUUCAAGCCUGCUGGACAACAAGUAUGGAGAAGUAGAAAAUGGUCUACUCAAUCCAAAUAUUUCCAUUAAAGACGUGGCUAGUUUACACAAUUCUAAUGCACAAUUGCUUCCUCUAGGGCAUCUAGAAAUACAAACAGAAGGGGCCACAACUCUUUUGGAAAAGAGUUCUGUUAAGGGAAAGAAAAAGAGAAAGAGAAAGAAGAAAACAAGUGUGAUGAAGGUGUUGAACAAAGAGGUUGACCCUUGUAGCAUGGAUCAGACCGAUGUUCCCUCAAAUAACAAGCAUGGAGAAGUACAAAAUGGUCUACUCAAUCCAAAUAUUUCCUUCGAAGAUGUGGCUAGUUUAGAGAAUUCUGAUGCGCAAUUGCUUCCUUUAGGACCUAAAGGAGAUGAUGUUAAGGUUGCAAAUGGCGCAAUGGAAGGCGAAGUUUCAUUAUUUGAAGCUGGAAGAAUUUCGGCAGAAAGCUGUAGUGAAAGGACUCGACUCACUCACAAUUCAGAGUUAAUCAUGCAUGUUCAUGCGGCUCCCACAAGGCCAGGUGAUUUCUGCAUGAUGAAGGGUCCUUGUUUGAGGAGAAAACUUCUCAUCCUUGAUGUUAAUGGACUACUUGCUGAUGUAGUCAAUCCACCACCAAAAGACUGUAAUCCAGAUGCUUGUUUCUGGAGACGGGCAAUAUUCAAGAGACCCUACUGUAAUGAUUUUCUGAAAUUUUGCUUUGAAAGAUUUGACGUGGGCAUCUGGUCUUCUAGAUCCAAGAAGAUCAUUGUUAAAGUGGUUGAUUAUUUAUUGGGAAACCUGAAGCACAAGUUGUUAUUUUGUUGGGAUAUGUCGCAUAGCACUCAGACAAUGUUCAAGACACUUGAGAACAAGCAUAAGCCCUUGGUUUGCAAGGAGCUGAGCAAGGUGUGGGACAGAUAUGAUCCCAAUCUACCCUGGGAAAGAGGGGAUUAUGAUGAAUCAAAUACUUUACUAUUGGAUGAUUCUCCCUACAAGGCCUUGCUAAAUCCUGCGCACACUGCAAUAUUUCCUCAUUCUUACACCUUCAAGGCCGAGAAUGAUAAUUCACUAGGCCCUGGAGGUGAUUUGCGAAUUUAUUUGGAAGAAUUAUUGAAAGCCGAACAUGUACAGAAAUACGUAGAGCAACAUCCAUUUGGUCAGCGGGCAAUUGAUCAGACAAGCUCAGACUGGAACUUCUACUUUGAUGUUCUUUGCAGUCUGCGUGGUCAAUCAGGCUAAGAUUCUUGAUCUGCACUUGCGUAAAUUACAUGUGAUAGAGACAUAUGCUGCUAACAUCUUGGGUGUAAAUUACAUGUGAUAGACAUGCUGUUAACAUCUUGGGAUGAUCUCGUUUGUGGACAUGGGACACCAUAAGAGCUGAGGCUUGGUUUCACAUUUUUGGCUAUUUAUCGGUUACUGGUCUGAGCUGUGGAUAAACGUGGAAUGUGACAGCUAGAAAUUUUUUGAGCCCAUAGGCGGUUCUUAUCCUUAAGAGGGUCUCCAUUAAUUUUUCGCAUGUUGUUAUCUUGUAACAUUAUCCAGUUAACGUUCUUCAUUUAAUUCCUCUCCCUCUUAUUUUGUGUUGGGUUGGGGGGGGGGGGGGGGGGUUUGUGUGUAAUUGUUUUGUAGACUAGACUGUUGUUCCUCCUGUUGAUUGUAAUAUUAUAUGGUUAAUUUCAUGAUA